Molecule: messenger RNA, 1434 nt
Organism: Elgaria multicarinata webbii
Lineage: Eukaryota; Metazoa; Chordata; Lepidosauria; Squamata; Anguidae
Product: astacin-like metalloendopeptidase
Exons: 11
Coding region: 1-1434 (477 amino acids)
Biological process (GO): proteolysis
Molecular function (GO): zinc ion binding; metalloendopeptidase activity
Source: RefSeq, a predicted model, not a curated record
AUGAAUUUUCUAGGACUGUCAACCACUUUAUUCCUGUCUUUUCACAGGUUUAUACUUGGUAAACCUAUUGAGGGAAUCCACAAAAACAAUGACACAGGAGAAGCUGAUUUGCAGCAGGAUGAUGUUGUCUACAGAAGAAGAACACCGCGCAGCGCCAUGACAUGCAGUUGGGGUUGCUAUUGGCCCAGAUCAGAAAAUGGAGUGGUCUACAUUCCAGUUAACGUCUCUACCGAAUUUUCUGUGGAGCAGAGGCUUGUGAUAGCUGAAGCUAUGCAAGAAUUUGUCACACUGACCUGUGUCCAGUUUAUCACUCACACAACAGAACAUGACUACCUAAAUAUUAUCCCUGGAGAUAAAUGCUGGUCUUACUUUGGGAAGAUUGGCGGAAAGCAGCAAUUGGGCUUGACGAAAUAUGGCUGCAUAUAUAAAGGAUUAAUUCAGCAUGAGCUCAACCAUGCACUGGGCUUCCUACAUGAGCAAGCCCGGAGUGACCGAGAUAAGUAUGUCAAAAUCAACUUGGAGUAUAUUACAGCAGGAGAACAGGGGAAUUUUGAGAAAGUGAACUCCAGCAAUCUGGGUCUUCCCUAUGACUAUGGCUCAGUGAUGCACUAUGGCACAUACGACUUUACUAACACUGCUGGAAAAGCAACCAUUGUCCCUAUUCCUAAUGCAUCUGUACCAAUUGGGCAGAGACUAGGGUUGAGCAAUCUAGAUGUGAAAAAAAUCAACAAGCUCUACAGCUGCAACAGUUGUAGCACUGUGCUAUAUAGCCCAAGUGGGAAUUUCUCCUCGGGCAACUACCCACGUUCCUACCCCAAUGAUGUCACAUGCCUGUGGCUGAUCCGAAUCCCACAAGAAAAGGUCUUUCUGAAUUUUCAUGUCUUGGAUCUCCAGCCCUCCCCAAACUGUGCAUCUGACUACAUCCGAGUUUACGAUGGCAUCAGUAGAAAUUCUCGUGUUCUCAUUGACAAGUUUUGUGGGGUAGGGCAAUUGCCCGCUGUGGUGGCUUCUCGGAGCACAAUGCUUAUAGAGUUUGUGAGUGAUGGGGAUACCACAGCAGCAGGUUUUUCAACCUCCUAUACACAUGUGAAAUGUGGAGGAACUUUCACUGAGGCUUCCGGAGCAGUCGUUUCCCCAAACUUCCCUAGAAGAUACCCCCCAAACCAAGCUUGCCUGUGGAUUAUCAGCGCUCCAGUAGGAAGCAGGAUAUCCCUAACUAUGGCCUCUUUUGAACUGGAGGACAUUGACAAGUGCAGAUAUGAUAGGCUUGUCCUUCGUGAUGGCGGCCAAAACAGUUCUCCACUUGUUGGCACGUUCUGUGGAAACAUGGAGGUCCCAGCUUUCAUUUCUACUGGAAGCUUUCUACGUAUAGAAUUUUACACUGACAUUGCUUUUGAAUUUUUGGGAUUCAGGCUGGACUACUCAAUCAGUUAA